Trichoplax adhaerens is the source of this 3726-nucleotide messenger RNA. RefSeq lists its product as uncharacterized. The coding region runs from base 1 to 3726 and encodes 1241 amino acids. Lineage: Eukaryota; Metazoa; Placozoa; Uniplacotomia; Trichoplacea; Trichoplacidae. The transcript has 21 exons. Gene Ontology annotation, molecular function: ligand-gated calcium channel activity. The record is from RefSeq and is a predicted model, not a curated record. Gene Ontology annotation, biological process: calcium ion transmembrane transport.
AUGGCGGAAGGGGCUAUUGACGAUUUUGUAGCAAAGAACUUUAAGCUCUAUCAGAAACCUCCGUCUAAAGAAAAUAAUAUUACAGAUGCUUACGGAGAAAUUGAAUUCAAUUACGCCGGAUAUGAAGCAUCAAAGGCGAAGUAUCUUAAGACCUCCAUUAACGCUGAAAUAGCUAAAAUUGGUGAGCUAUUUCUUAAUUACUGGAACAUCCGUGAACCAGAUUUGGUCAUGUCGAUGGUUGGUGGUUUCGAAAAUUUACCAAGGAAACCUUCAAUACUUCGAUUAAAUCAAAAUCUUGCUGCAAUAAUGAAAAGAAUAUGCAGUUAUCAUUCAACAGCUAUCAUAACAAGUGGAUACUGUGAAGGUUUCAUUCGCAGUACUGCCAAAGCAGUAAAUAAACAAGGUACUAUCAUUGGUAUACCUUCCUGGAAUUCCGUUUUUAAGAAGGAGUUACUCACGAGUAAAAAGGGUAAAGGGCGCUUUCCGGCUAAGUAUGUCGUAAACAAACGGGAAUCGACUGUUGGAGUAUCCGCCCUACCGCUAGAUCCGUGCCACAGUCAUUUUUUGCUACCUGAUGAUGAUAGCAACGGUUCUGAAGGAGAGGAAAUUCCAUUUCGCAUCAAAAUUGAAGAAUUUCUCUCGAAGAAGCUUGUUCGCAGUCAUAAGAGAACUCGGGUAUUUAGCAAAGUCCCUAUUGUCUGCAUUGUGAUUGGUGGAGAUGAAAACACGUUCCGUUAUGUUGAUGAGGCUUUGCAAAAAAAUCAUCAAAUCGUAAUCGUUCCAGGAGGCGAAGGAGCUGCUGAUAUUAUAUGUAGUCAUCUUAGCAAUAAAAGCAUAACAAAAUUGAACGAUGCAGCAAAGAAAAGUAUACAAGAAGCUUUAUGCAAAACUUUUAAAUGGAGCGUUUCUAAAGAUAAUGAUAAAAUUGAUCGAUGCAUCAAAGGGAUAAAAGCGAUACUAUCUCAUAGAAGCAAAGUUACUAUAGUUAAGGAGACUGCAACCGCUGAAGUUCUGGAAAAUGCCAUCUUCAAAUGUUUAUAUGCUUUGGCUCAAAAUAAGGAGGAGAAAAGAAGUUUAGAAGUUGUUUGGAAUAAAGUCGACUUGGGCAAAUUAAUCAGUAAUAAUCUUGAAGCAGAAGGGUCCGAUGACGAAGAAGGUGAAAGUCAACUUGCCAUCUUUAAAUUUCCUGCGAAGAAUAUGUUAUCAUCUACUAAUGCGCUUGCAAAUAAAGACGGCAAUGAAAUCAAUCGCUCAUGGACCGAUGCAGAAAAAUAUCGAGUGCAGAAAGAUGCUGCUAAAGCGAUAACGGCAAAUAAUGACACUGGAAAACCUUCCAAGAAAUCUUCUAAGCCCAAAGAUAUUGCUAUAACAACUAAUAAGGCCAGCAAAAUUAAUCAACGCAGUGUAUCAUCCCAAGAUCUUAGUGGUCCUAUUCCUAGUAAAAGAUCACCUUUACCAAAGACGCCAGAGCAUGAAGUUAUUACUCAACCAUCAGUGUCUCCGCGAUCAAGAAAAUCAAGCGGUGAAAGAAGCCAACAUAUUUCACGUUAUAAUGCGCUAACUGUAUUAGAUGCAACGAUUAGAGAUGGGUUAAAAGAAAAUUUACGAGCUUUAAUCACUACUAAACAAGUGCAAGCAGAGCAGGCUUUGGAAGUCGCGUUAACACGCGAUCAUUUGACUGGAAAUCAUAUUGCAAUCGUUGAUUUUUUGAUCAAAAAUGAGUUUAUCGACAUGUCGACUUUUGUAACGGCAGAAACAUUAGAGAGAAUAUAUGAUAAAACUUGGAAUAUACCUUCCUCUGUGAUGUACUGGGCGCGGAAGAUCAAAAUAAUCAAGGAGGAAAAAAAGGAAAGAAAAAGUUUAUUAUUUGAAGCUGGCAAAAUUUUAUCUGUACUGAUAAGUGAUCACUGUACUAAUGUCUACUCACAAUUUGGUGAAGAUAUCGAAACGGCAAUCAUUGAUGUUGACGAUGGCAACUCUGGUGAUCCAUUUACUCAUCUUUUCUUAUGGUCUAUUAUGACCGGACGCUAUAAGCUAUCUUAUGUUCUAUGGAAAAGAGUCGAUCAUCCCAUUACCGCUGCUAUUGCAGCCAACCGCAUUUUAUGGAGAUUGUCAACUAAUUCUGUAUUCAAAGAAAAGUCUAGAGAGGAAUUUAUACAGCUUAAGGAUGAAUUUCAAACAAAUUCAGAUAAGUUUAUGCGCUUAGCUGUCAAGAUUAUGGAUGAACAAUAUAAACAUCAUCCAAUUAACACCGUUAUCAUGCUAUUACAAGAAUUACCGGAGUGGGGAUUCAAAUCUUCCUUUUCAAUGGCUUUCUCUUCCUCAUCUUUAGUGCCAUUCAAUACUCACAAUGCAUACGUUGAUUGCUUACGGUAUUUGUGGACAGGAGAUUUCGCAGUUUUUACGCCGCUGUGGAAGGUUAUUUUAGCUUUUAUUCUACCGAUACCAUGCCUAUUGUUUCCAUCCUUUAUUAAAUCGAAAGCAUUGCGAAUUGGAUGCUAUAGUAAAACCAAUGUUAGCUUUAAUAAUGAUGAUGAAGAUAGUGUCUCAACUACACGAUCCUCUAACUUAUGCAAGGAUUUUAUCUUACGAGUUUAUCACUUUUAUACUGCUCCUCGCAUCAAGUUUACUACCAACUUUCUCGCAUAUGUGGCCUUCUUAAUAUAUUUCGCCAUAUUUCUACUAUUUCUGUACGAAGAUAAGUCAAUGAAUAUUUAUGAAGUAAUUCUCACGGUAUGGUGUCUCGCAUUAGUAUUCGAAGAAAUACAUCAGAUUAUGGAAACCCCUCGCAAGACGUUUUAUAAGAAAGUUCGUCUUUGGAAUUCGGAAUACUGGAAUAGAAUUGACGCGGGCGCUUUAAUCACCUUUUUCAUAAUAGUCGUCCUGCGAAAUUUUUUUCCUAUAGUUUAUUUUGGUCGCAUAUUCUAUGCUAUUGAUUUCAUCAUAUUUUGUUCGAGAAGUCUGCAAAUUCUCUCUAUUUGGAGUAACCAUGGUCCAAAACUUGUUAUGAUUAGGAAAUUGCUGAACGACCUGAUGUCGUUUGUGGUGAUAUUAUCAAUCUUCUUGAUUUCAUUUGGUGUAGCCACUGAAGUUGUGUUACGAUCUGGUCCUGAAUAUAAAAAUUAUCAGUUUACAGCUAGAAAUAUUUUCGCUCUGCCGUAUUACAGGAUUUAUGGCGAACUUUACCUUGAUGAUGCAAAUCUUGAUUGCAAGAAUGAGACUCUCGGUACUAGCCUUUAUAAUAACUGUAUGGCGAGAAAUGUAAUUGUCAAUAUCCUGAUCGUUAUUUACCUCCUGAUUACAACAAUUUUACUACUCAAUCUACUGAUUGCUAUAUUCAAUUUAUCAUGUUGUAAUUGUAAAGUGUAUUGUUUCCAAGCAUUGCAUCGUGAAAUAUUGAAACAACACUUGAUGACUGUCAAUUACGAUCUAUGGUAUAAAAUUCAGAAUGAAGAAAGAGAAGCGUUAUGUCGUGUUACUAGUCAGACUUUCAAAAAUGAAGAUGGUAAAGCUGUUGAGAAAAAUUACGUUUUUCCUAACAAAAUUCAGAUCGGUACUAUUUCUGAUAUCGAUAUUUAUGCGGGUCUUGAAAGAGAUUCUUUCGCUUCCAUGAAUGAUAUUCUGCAUGAUUUGCUGGAAAGGCAAGCAAAUAUGGAAAGGUACUUAUACAAAACGCAAUCUAACAGCAAAUCUACAUCGAAAUCAAAGACUUCGAUGUUGCGUUAG